Molecule: messenger RNA, 2716 nt
Organism: Mauremys reevesii (Reeves's turtle)
Lineage: Eukaryota; Metazoa; Chordata; Testudines; Geoemydidae
Gene: FBXO41
Product: F-box protein 41
Exons: 12
Coding region: 211-2658 (815 amino acids)
Molecular function (GO): protein binding
Source: RefSeq, a predicted model, not a curated record
CUCACCACCCGCCCGCUCGCCACGUCUGCCUCUCGGCCCUUAACUGGAAAUGCCCUUAAGGAGCCAGCACCCCGCCCCACGGUGCCCUCUUCCCCCCAGCGCCGGCACCCCUCCCUGUGCCCCCGCCGCCCCCUGGCCUGCACCAUGACAGGGGCCCUGCUUCCGUCCUGUGGAGGGGUGCGUGGCAGGCGGAGCGGCUCUGGCUGAGGGAUGGCCUCUCUGGACCUGCCUUACCGCUGUCCACGCUGCGGGGAACACAAGCGUUUCCGGAGCCUCUCCUCGCUGCGGGCCCACCUGGAGUACAACCACACCUAUGAGACCCUCUAUAUCCUCUCCAAGACCAACAGCAUCUGCGAUGCCACCAUCUUCCCCUUGGCAUCCGAUGCCACCCUGCUGACCCCGGCCGCCCGCAGGGACAUCUUCGAGAGCACCUCCUUCCAGAGCAAGGAGCAGCGCUUUGCCUGCGACCUCAUCUCGGCCGACGAGCUGGAGCCUGUCUCCUCCUCUGCGUCCCGCUACGUGCACGAGAUCGAGAUCCCGCUGACCGAGAUCUUCACCCGCAAGGCCAUGAGCUCGGCCACCACCCCUCCUGCUGCUGCCGCCGCCGCCGCUGCCGCCGCGGUGGACGCCGCCUAUGAGGAAGGCCUGACCCGCUUGAAGAUCCGGGCCUUCGAGAAGCUGGAGGUGGACAAGCGGCUGGAGAAGCUGACGGAAGAGGUGGAGCAGAAGAUCGCCUCGCAGGUGGGCCGGCUGCAGGUGGAGCUGGACCGGAAGAGCUCGGAGCUGGAGAAGGCCAAGCAGGAGAGCGUGAGGCUGAGCCGGGAGAAGCAGGAGCUGGAGGACCGGGCGACAGAGCUCUCCCGCCAGGUCGACGUCAGCGUGGAGAUGCUGGCUUCCCUCAAGCAGGACCUGGUGCAGAAGGAGCAGGAGCUGACCCGCAAACAACAGGAGGUCGUCCAGAUAGACCAGUUCCUCAAGGAGACGGCGGCCCGCGAGGCCAACGCCAAGGUGCGGCUGCAGCAGUUCAUCGAGGAGCUCCUGGACCGGGCCGACCGGGCAGAGAAGCAGCUCCAGAUCAUCAGCAGCAGCUGCAGCACCACCCCCAACGGCAGCCUGGGAAGGUGCAGCGUGCCCGGCUCCAAGGGCGCCAGCAGACCGAGGGACAGGCACGCCGGCCCCGGGGCAGCUGUCCACAGCUCCUACGCGGAGUCCAAUCAGAGAUCGUCCUCUAGCACUGGGGCCUCCAGCCGGGUGAAGGCCGUCUCCCAGAGCUCGGGCUGCUAUGAGAGCGAUGGCGCCGAGCUGUACCAGCCGGAGGAGAACACCGACGGGCACCACUACCACGGCGGGCAGAGCCGGGGCGUGGAUGGCGGCUUCGAGCGGCCCGCGGCGGCCCGCAGCUCGGGGCUCCGGAGGCAGGCCAUCCAGAACUGGCACCGCAGGCCGUACCGCAACAGCACCGAGGGGGAGGAGGGGGACAUCUCGGAUGUGGGCUCCAGGACGACCGAGUCGGAGGCCGAGGUGUGGGAACAGGACCCCCGCAUCCCACCGGAGGCGAACCUGGCGAGGCCCCUCAAUAGCUGCAGGCUCAUGGCCAGGUCUGAGGGGGGCGGCGGGAAGGUCGUCCGGCCCGAGAGAGGCAGCCCGUCCCGCUCCAACGAGGUGAUCAGCCCAGAGAUUCUCAAGAUGCGAGCUGCUCUCUUCUGCAUCUUCACCUACCUCGACACCAAGACCCUGCUGAAGGCUGCCGAGGUUUGCAAGGACUGGAAAUUCGUGGCGCGCCACCCUGCCGUGUGGACCCGGGUGCUGCUGGAGAACGCCAGGGUGUCGUCGAAGUUCCUGGGCAUGCUGUCGCAAUGGUGCACCCAGACGCACUCCCUCACGCUGCAGAACCUCAAGCCACGGCUGAGAGGGAAGAAGGAGAGCAAGGAGGAGUAUAUGAAAAGCACCCGGGGCUGCCUCGAAGCCGGGCUGGAGUCCUUGCUGAAGGCCACGGGCGGGAACUUGCUCAUCCUGCGGAUUUCGCACUGCCCCAACAUCCUGACAGAUCGCUCCCUCUGGCUGGCCAGCUGCUACUGCCGGGCGCUUCAAGCCGUCACCUAUCGGAGCUGUACAGACCCUGUGGGCCAUGAAGUCAUCUGGGCAUUGGGAGCAGGCUGCAGGGACAUCAUCUCGCUACAGGUGGCCCCGCUGCACCCUUGCCAGCAGCCGACACGUUUCAGCAACCGCUGCCUUCAGAUGAUCGGCCGAUGCUGGCCGCAUUUAAGAGCACUGGGCGUCGGCGGCGCUGGCUGCGGAAUCCAGGGACUGGCUUCUUUAGCUCGGAAUUGCAUGCGGCUGCAGGUGCUGGAACUCGACCACGUGACGGAAAUUAACCAGGAGGUGGCGGCGGAGGUGUGUCGGGAGGGCCUGAAAGGCCUGGAGAUGCUGGUGCUGACCUCGACGCCUGUCACCCCCAAAGCCCUGCUGCACUUCAACAGUGUCUGCCGGAACCUCAAGUCCAUUGUGGUGCAGGUGGGCAUUGUGGACUACUUCAAGGAGCCGAACAGCCCCGAAGCCAGGAAGAUGUUUGAGGAGAUGGUGAACAAACUCCAGGCCCUGAGGAAAAGACCCGGCUUCUCAAAGAUUUUACACAUUAAGGUGGAAGGAGGCUGUUAGCCCUGCAGGGAACAACACGUGUCCUCCUCCGUCCACCUGAGCAACAGAGACAGUGAAA